AUGGAUAACGGAAACAGUGAUCCUACCUCUAAACCUGCUGAGCUAAAGAUAUCCAAUAUCUCAGUUCAGGUGGUCAGUGCUCCAGGGAAGCUUCCAGGGAGACGACCCCCUCGACCCCCACGACCCCCUAGACCCCCACGGCCGCUGCGACCCCCACGACCACCUCGCCAACCCACUGGCAAAGCCAAACCCAACCAACAGCUUAAGAAGAAGACUCCCUUUUGGAACGUCCAAAAUAAAAUCAUUGUCUUGACGGUGUUUUUGUUCAUCCUAGCGGUCAUAGCCUGGACGCUUCUGUGGCUCUACAUCAGUAAGACAGAGAGCAGAGAUGCAUUUUAUUUUGUUGGGGUGUUUCGCAUCACAAACAUUGAGUUUCUUCCUGAGUACCGGCAGAAGGAGUCCAGGGAAUUUCUUUCGGUGGCCAGGACCGUGCAACAAGUGGUAAACCUUGUUUAUACAACAUCUGCCUUCUCCAAAUUUUAUAAGCAGUCUGUCGUGGCAGAUAUCAGCAGCAACAACAAAGGUGGCCUCCUUGUUCACUUUUGGAUUGUGUUUGUCAUGCCCCAUGCCAAGGGCCACCUCUUCUGUGAGGACUGUGUGGCGGCCAUCUUGAAGGACUCCAUCCAAACCAAUAUCAUCAACCGGACCUCUGUGGGGAGCAUGCAGGGCCUGGCGGUGGACAUGGACUCUGUGGUGCUAAACGCUGGACUUCGGUCAGAUUACUCUUCAACCAUAGGAUCUGAAACAGGCUGCUCUCAGUACUUCUAUGCCGAUCACCUGUCUCUCCGUUACCCUCUGGAGAUUUCUGCCACCUCAGGGAGGCUGAUGUGUCACUUCAAGCUGGUGGCCAUCAUGGGCUAUCUGAUUCGUCUCUCCAUUGAGUCCAUCCAGCUCGAAGCAGAUAAUUGUGUGACCGACUCGCUGACCAUUUAUGAUUCACUCUUGCCAAUCCGCAGCACCAUCUUGUACAGAAUUUGUGAGCCUACAAGAACCCUAAUGUCAUUUGUUUCUACAAACAACCUCAUGUUGGUGACUCUUAAGUCUCCUUAUAUACGGAGGCUCUCAGGAAUCCGGGCAUAUUUUGAGGUCAUUCCCGAACAAAAAUGUGAAAACACAGUGUCGGUCAAAGAAACCACUGGCUUUGAAGGAAAAAUUUUAAGUCCGUAUUACCCAAGCUACUAUCCUCCAAAAUGCAAGUGCGUCUGGAAAUUUCAGAGUCCCCUGCCAACAUUUGGCAUUGCACUGAAAUUCCACAACUAUUCAAUAACUAAGAAGACUACGAAAGGCUGUGAGCACGGAUGGUGGGAAAUUAAUGAACAUAUGUACUGCGGCUCUUAUAUAGAUCAUCAGACGAUAUUCCGAGUGCCUAGCCCUCUGGUUCACAUUCAGCUCCAGUGCAGUUCAAGGCUCUCAGACAAACCACUUGUGGUGGAAUAUGGCAGUUAUAACAUCAGUCAACCUUGUCCUGUUGGAUCUUUUAGAUGCUCCUCGGGUUUGUGUAUCCCUCAGGCCCAGCGCUGUGAUGGAGUCAAUGACUGCUUUGAUGAAAGUGAUGAGCUCUUCUGUGUGAACCUGAAGCCAGCCUGCAACAGCAGCUUUUUCCGGCAGCAUGGCACCCUGGUGUGUGAUGGCUUCCGGGACUGUGAGAACGGCCAGGAUGAGCAGAAUUGCACGCAGAGUGUCCCAUGUACCAACAGAACGUUUAAGUGCAGCAAUGAUGUUUGCUUUAGGAAGCAAAAUGCCAAGUGUGAUGGUAUCCUGGAUUGUCUAGAUGGAAGCGAUGAAGACGGCUGCAGCUGUCCCAGGAGCUCCUCCUCCCUCCAACGAAUCAUCGGGGGCUCUGACUCCCAGGAAGGGGCCUGGCCAUGGCAGGUCAGCCUCCACUUUGUUGGAUCUGCCUAUUGUGGUGCCUCUGUCAUCUCCAGGGAAUGGCUUCUCUCUGCAGCCCACUGUUUCCAUGGAAACAGGAUGUCAGAUCCCACACCAUGGACUGCUCAUCUAGGGAUGUAUGUACAGGGGAAUGCCAAGUUUGUCUCCCCUGUGAGAAGAAUCGUAGUCCAUGAGUACUAUAACAGUCAGACGUUUGACUAUGACAUUGCCUUGUUACAGCUCAGUAUCGCCUGGCCUGAGACCCUGAAACAGCUCAUUCAGCCAAUAUGCAUCCCUCCCACUGGCCAGAAAGUCCGCAGUGGGGAGAAGUGCUGGGUGACUGGCUGGGGACGAAGGCAUGAAGCAGGUGUGUGGUGUUCCCCUCCCUACAGGCCACCUAAUGUAUGUUAGGGUAGCACUGGACUCUUGCAGUUCUGGGGUGGGGGCAAAUGUGGUCACACUUGACAUUGUCUUUUCAUGCAGGGGGAUUCAGGUGGACCUUUAUCAUGUCGAAGACAAAGUGAUGGGAAGUGGGUACUGACUGGCAUUGUCAGCUGGGGACAUGGAUGUGGAAGACCUAACUUUCCUGGUGUUUACACAAGGGUGUCAAACUUUGUUCCCUGGAUUCAUAAGUAUGUUCCUUCUCUUUUGUAA
Dipodomys ordii (Ord's kangaroo rat) is the source of this 2523-nucleotide messenger RNA. It is a transcript of the gene Tmprss7, whose product is annotated as transmembrane protease, serine 7. NCBI's taxonomy places the organism in Eukaryota, Metazoa, Chordata, Mammalia, Rodentia, Heteromyidae. The record is from RefSeq and is a predicted model, not a curated record. The transcript is spliced from 17 exons. Gene Ontology annotation, biological process: proteolysis. Gene Ontology annotation, molecular function: protein binding; serine-type endopeptidase activity.